Molecule: messenger RNA, 6147 nt
Organism: Diabrotica virgifera virgifera (western corn rootworm)
Lineage: Eukaryota; Metazoa; Arthropoda; Insecta; Coleoptera; Chrysomelidae
Gene: RnrS
Product: ribonucleoside-diphosphate reductase subunit M2 B
Exons: 2
Coding region: 290-1429 (379 amino acids)
Biological process (GO): deoxyribonucleotide biosynthetic process
Cellular component (GO): cytosol
Molecular function (GO): ribonucleoside-diphosphate reductase activity, thioredoxin disulfide as acceptor
Source: RefSeq, a predicted model, not a curated record
CCCGCCAGGCGCCAACCGCGGCGUAUUAAUAAAGGUUAUGUUUUGAUUUUAAAAAUAUCACCCAAUUAUAGAAUAAGGCGCAAAAAAUAACGGUUUAGAAUAUUCCACUGCUUACAGAGAAAGUUAUUUCGCGUCAUAAUAUGUAUUUACUUAUCUAACCAAACAGAUUCACAUAUAAUACUUAUUUUCGCGCCAAACUUCGGCGUAUAUAAAUACAAGCCCCAUUUUACCGCGCUUUAUUUUACUUUGUUUUGUGGUGUGUCCAGUUGUACAAUUUCGCUGAGUUACAAUGCCGGCUUACGAUAAAGAAAAUUUGAGUGACGUUUUGGUCCCCAAAACGGAUAAAUUGGUGUUAUCCGAAAACAAAGCCAACAUCAUUCCAGCAGACCCUCCCGUCGAGUCUAAAUCGUCUGUAAAGUCUAAGAAACAGAUUCAGGAUGGAGACAGCAGUAAUUUCGAUCCUGAAUUGGAGCCGUUAUUGCGUGAAAAUCCUAAACGGUUUGUGGUCUUUCCUAUUGAGUAUCCUGAUAUUUGGGCUAAAUAUAAAGAAGCAGAAGCCUCAUUUUGGACAACAGAAGAGGUAGAUUUAUCCAGAGAUCAGGAACAUUGGAAUAAACUCACUAAAGAUGAAAGACAUUUCGUCUCGCAUGUCCUGGCGUUUUUUGCAGCUUCUGAUGGUAUUGUGAACGAAAAUUUGGUGGAAAGGUUUAGCCAGGAGGUUCAGGUAACAGAAGCAAGGUGUUUUUAUGGUUUUCAAAUAGCUAUUGAAAAUAUUCAUUCAGAAAUGUACAGUAUGUUGAUAGAAACGCUUAUUAGUGAUCCAGCUGAGAAAAAAUUCUUGUUCAAUGCUAUCGAGACUCUUCCUUGUGUUAAAAAGAAAGCUGAUUGGGCUAUUAAAUGGAUUAAUUCUAAAAAUACAGCUUUUGGUGAAAGAAUCGUUGCUUUUGCAGCUGUAGAAGGCAUAUUUUUCUCUGGUAGUUUUGCUUCAAUAUUUUGGCUUAAGAAAAGAGGCCUUAUGCCUGGUCUAACUUUCUCGAAUGAAUUAAUAUCUAGAGAUGAAGGUUUGCACUGUGACUUCGCUUGCCUACUCUUUACUCAUUUAGUACAAAAACCUUCUGAACAGAGAGUCAUUGACAUUAUUCGUGAUGCUGUAACUAUUGAACAAGAGUUUUUAUCUCAAGCUCUACCUGUAAGCUUAAUAGGAAUGAAUUGUGACCUAAUGUGUCAAUAUAUCGAAUUUGUAGCAGAUAGAUUGUUGUUAGAACUUGGUUGUAAAAAGAUUUAUAAUUCUCAGAAUCCAUUUGAUUUUAUGAACAUUAUUUCUACUGAUGGUAAGACAAAUUUCUUUGAAAAGAAAGUUGGCGAAUAUCAAAAGGAAGGUGUAAUUGAUUCUGGUGAUACUAAUUUUAAAAUUGAUGCUGAUUUUUAACGAAACAGGAUAACUUUUAAACUAAUGAACCAACUUUUAAAGUACUAUAGAUCAAAAAUAUAAUAAAAUUAUGGUUCCUUUCACAAAGUUUACAUAAUUUCAUGAUUAACUAAAUAAUAAUGUUUCCAUACAAAUAUGUUUAAUGUGCUACAUUUUUUAAUAUACUUAUUAAUUGUACAAUAAUUUUCAUAUAAUUUAGUGGGAAUGGAAAUUUCCAAAAGAAUUUAUGACUCAUUAAACCAUAAUUAGCCAGUAAACAUAACUAUUAACUAAACAUCGAAAUGAACUUAUCUUUAUGAAACUAACCACUAAAAUAUUUAUUUACUGGGAAAUUAAUUUUUCUGUUUUUUUUUUUGUAAUAAAUAAUUUACUUAAUAUUGUUGUACAACUAUCUAUUAAAUAGUUGUUGGAAAUAGUAUUCUUAAUUUUUCUAUAUUUUGAUCACAACUGUAUGUUUAUGAUAAAAAGUUCAUUAUCACCCAUUUAUUAUCUCUAUACAUUUGAUUUUAAUCAAUCUUUACCAUUUAUUUUUCAGUAAUGAUUUUUUAAUGCAAACAAACUUUAAUGAACUUUUGGCAUUCCCUAAUUACAUUUCUUUAUACUAUGUGGUAGUAACAGUACAUGCUAAUACAUUUUUUAUCACCUAAAGACCAGCUUAUUGAUAGGUCUUAUACAUAGAUAUUAUUUAGUACCUUGUUAUUUUUAAUAUUAUUCAAUAGGCAAAUCAAAAUAAGCGGUACACUACCUGGUAAGCAUACGAGUUACUAAAGAUAUUGACAUUGUUCUUCCAUUUUGCUUUGAGUUUGUGUUUGUAUAAAAAUAUUUACGUCUUAAAAGUAAUUUGAUAAGAAUGAGUUGUUGAAAUCAGUAUUGUUUUCAAACAGACUUCUGGGUGUUGAUUCAAAUAGCGAAUUGAAAUUCACUUUUCAUUACAAAAUAUUAAAACAUAGCCUAAAAAGUUGUGGAACAAUAAUUUUUAGAUUACAUAGUGGUAAUGUUCCAUAAGUCUUGUAUCAUAAUAUGUAUCACAACAAAUAUACUGAAUGGUUAUAUCAAUCAUUGUUACAGCCAAUGAAAAAAGAAUCAAUAAGGAACAAUAAAGCGCACAAAAGGGAAGAACAUGUUACUUUAGAAAAAGCAGAAAAAUGAAUCCAAUUGUAUAGGACGUCGUGCAUGAUUCACCAAUAAUAAAGCUGGCCAUUCACGAUACUGUGGUGUCGUUCGAAAAAAUCGUCGAUGAUAUCAAUUCUGCAGUACUGCAGCAUAGAAGCCAGUUUCUCUGCGGUAAAAUUGUAACGAUUUUGUUGGAUGCACAGUCAAACACGACCAAAAUUUUUGCCAAUUAGUUGAAUUCGACAAAAUUGAACCACGUGACAGUGUCGUGAGUGGCCGGCUUAAUAUGAACACUAUCUAUUGUGCUGCAGAAAUCAAGGUUAUGUUCAAGGUUGGCAGGCUUAAACAACAUGUUUGAAAACUUGGUUUAAACCAACUGGUUUUUUAAGAAAAAACCUUUGGGCUAGUGCAGUUGAAACUUCGAAACGCAAUUCAAAUCGGCUUAUUACUACUAAAAACUUAUUACCUACUAUUAAACUUAUUACCAACGAAUUAUUACUAUUAAAAAUUAUUUCAACAUUCAACAAAUACAAAACCCAUUGCAAAACUCAAAACUCCAAUGACCAAUGUCAAUAUUUAUAGUUCUACAAUCGCUAACCUUGGUGCUGCAUUCUUAUUUUCGGUUGCCUAUAGAGUCUUCAUUUAUUUUUUCUGAAAAGUAUGUUGAUGGCUUAAGUGCAAAAUGUCAUCUACAAAAAAGCAAAACUGUUGAGAAGAAACGGAAAACUUUCAGUAGUUAGUUAAUGACUAAAAAUUAAAAUUAUAUUAUGUUUCUAUAGAGUUAUCUGUAACAUAUGGGGAAGAAAUUUUAUUUUGUUUCCAAAAAGUAGUGCAUUGUGAGAUAGAACCUGCCAAAAGAUGAUCUUGUUUUAUUGGAAUAUUGAGUGAAAUUGGAAUAUUGAGUAGCCUUCUUGAAAAUAUUGUUUAACUUCUUGUUCUCAACUUGUUUUAGAAUAAAUAAGGCCGCCAGGCUCAGAGCAUUCACUUUAGAAGCAGUUUGUUGUUAUGAUUGGUUGUACUGCAGCCAGUUCACUUAUUCUACAUCUUCUGGUUCUGGCUCAGGUUUUAGUGGUACUGACUAUUUUAUGUGCCCUCCGAAGCAUGGUGCUGGCUCAGUUAAAUUGGAAAUUGAAAAAUUUCUGGUGUCUCCUGGACAUCCAUCCUUAAUUAAUUUUCUUUCUAUCAAAGCAUGGGUGGAAUCAACUUCCGGUUAUAUGUGACUUGCUAUUGGUUAACACAACAAUGAUGUUUUAAUAUCUACCUACGUUAAUCCAAAUAAAUAAGCACUGCCCUUUCUAUGCAAGGCAAAACAUUUUAGAUGCUUCAAUAAUAUCGAUAAGUAGUGAAUAUUGAUGACAUACAUUUAACCUAACUUGUUUAUUCUAUAAAUAAUUUACACAGUGCUAUUUACUUGUUGUAAAUAAAAUAUAUGUGUAAUUGUAAUUUGCUUUUGAAAUCAAUAUGGUAGCAUUAAGUUAACUUUUAAAUGUCAGUACUGGUAACUGCUAUGAUUUUUGUCAUAAUUUCCUGGGUAUUAUCCAAUAACAAAGCCAAUUUUAUCGCAGUAGUCUAUUAUAGCAGUAGUAGGGUCUAAAUCUAAACCAUUUGUAAUAAAGGAAAGAAACAGAUCCAGGAUGGAAACAAAAGUAAUUUUGAUUUGAUCUGGAGCCAUUAUUGUGUGAAAAUGAUAAAAGAUUAAAAUGUUAUUUCUAAUACAUAGUGUAUUUUCAUAUAAAUAUAAGUUAAGUGUGUUUUCUUCUAUUGUUAUUUCAUUAUUUGAUGAUAAAUUGCUUUGAAAUUGCUGAUUACUUUUACGCACUUACCUCUUACAAAGGAAUGAAUUAGGAAAAAAUUCGAAUGGCGACAAAAUUAAAAGUUUUAAAAAUGUGAACUUCGAUACUUUGCACUUGAAACCAUCAGUGUUCAUUUUAACAAAGAAUGUGUCGAUUUUAACAGCUAUAUUUUUUACAACAUUGAAUUGUUAAUUUUGAUUUUUCACAUUUAUCUAAACACUUUUGGAUAUGUUUUUAUAUUUUAUUGAAUUUUAGAUACUUAUGCUUAUUAAUUUUGCUUCUUUCUGAGAUUUAACAGUUUUAUUUCUCAUAUUUAAAAAAAACUUAAAAAACAAUUAGUUAUUUUUAAACUGUGUCUUAAGUAUAUUUUUCAGUUAUAGUAUUAGUUUUAUAUGAAAUAAACACAAGUUUCUGGGGUUACAAAAAUUUGCCAAGGGUUAAUUUUAUAGUUUUUAGUUUUAAUGUACAUGCUUAUCAUAAUUUCAGUUGUUUUUUGACCAAAAAUUAAUGUAUUAUUUCAGUUUAGGUUGUAUUUUCCUGAUGAUGAGGUAAUUAUAUUGUAAUGUCGGUGUUUAAUUUCUUUACAGCAAAGAGAAUGAUAAAAUAGUUUGUUUUAUGUCAUUUCAAUAUUCACAGAUUUGUUUAUGUUAGCAACUACAUUAAUAGACCUGGAUCCCGCAUACCAAAAAAAAGUUGAUUGAUAGCAAGCUGAAAAUUUGUUAAUAGCUUAACAGUGUCUAGUCAGACAAACUUUGAUGUAUGGGAACACUGGAACAGGGGAAGCUUUAAUUGUUGAACAGGUUAAAAAUUUGGAACAUCAGACUACGAAAACGUUAAUCUAUUUUGUCAGACAGAACUUCCAGUUGAUUUGUUACCAAUUCAUUAAACUCUCAUGCAAAAAUCAGACUGUUGUUUAUCACAAACUGGGCAUUUAAUGAGUGGAACACGAAGAACAUGUCAAAUGACAGGAAUCAUGUUGGUUAGUAAUAGCAGUCUGAUUUUUGCAUGAGAGUUUAAUGAAAGGGUAACAAAUCAAUUGGAUGUUCUGUCCGACAAAAUACAUGAAACGUUUUCGUAAUCUUACGUUCCAAAUUUUUAAACUGUUCCACAAUUAAAACUUCCCCUGUUCCAGUGUUCCCGUACAUCAAAGUUUGUCCGACUAGACACCGUUAAGCUAUUAACAAAUUUUCAGCUUGCUAUUAAUCAACUUUUUUUUGGUACGCGGGAUCCAGACCUAUAAGAUGAUAUCAAACAAAUUAAAUAUUAUAUUUAAGUGGGAUUAAACCACAAUGAAAAUUUCAUUUUACAUUUGAUUACAAUCAAUUGAGGUUUAACAAAAUCUUAAUCUCAAAUUAUUAUAUUUAUGUGGUAUUAAAACCACAAUGCCAAUUUCAUUUUACAUUUUAUUGCAAUUAAUUGCUGUUCAAUCUUAAAUAAAUACAAUAUUAAUGUAAACAUGCCACAAGAAAACAGUUUCAUAUCUUUAAAAUAGUAAACUAAUAUGUAUUAUUGAAAAGUCUGCACUCAAUAGUGCAGUCUCAUGGUUUGAUUUAUAUAAUAAAAAAUUGUUGAUGUGAGUUUAAAUUCAGUAAAACAUGUUUUGUUUAAAUUUUUUCUACAAAAUCGUUACCACUUCAUCAAGGAUGGAAAAAAAUCUCAUAUUGAGAAGGACUGUAUUAUAAAUAUUGCGCAGAUACUGUAACAAGCAGCAAAUUGUUUAAAGUGUGUAUAUAUUUAUAUAGCUAUAUUAAUCUGAUUAUUAUAUAAUGUAAAUAGGAUAUUCUAGUGUUAAUAAAAGAAAAAUUUAGUAUG